Messenger RNA from Symbiodinium pilosum, 153 nucleotides. The record is from the annotation of a GenBank genome assembly. Lineage: Eukaryota; Dinophyceae; Suessiales; Symbiodiniaceae.
GCCAGAUGAACUUGCAAAGUCUGUGGACAUCAUCUUGGCCAUGGAGCCAGACAUUACCAGGAUGGUUUUUGAGAGGCACUUGCGCAAGGCCGGAAUUGAUGAAGAUCAAGCAACCGCAAUCCACGCGGCCCUUCUGACGCGGGUGGUGGAAGC